This is a messenger RNA of Cyclocybe aegerita, 1170 nucleotides long. Lineage: Eukaryota; Fungi; Basidiomycota; Agaricomycetes; Agaricales; Hemipholiotaceae. The record is from the annotation of a GenBank genome assembly.
AUGGCCUACACCACCUCCACCCGUGCCGUCGCCGCAGUUCCCGCCUGCAUUAAUCAGGCUAUCAACUUCCUGACCCGCCCUCUUAUUCUCACCGAGACGCCUGACUUAGUCAUUUCGCUCCAGUCGAUCCUUCGUUCGACCCUCCAACCCGCCUUCCAACACAGUCGCGACUCGCGCCUUAUUCUUUCGCUCACACCCACCUCUCUUCCUCCUCGCCCUCUCUACGCGGCAUGCAUUGCCUGCGGCUUUCAAUGGUCCGAUUGGAUCAGACUCCUCGGUGCUCGUGAAUUCGAUCUCAUCAUCGACGCUAAUACCGUCUCAGUUACCUACCAUGGCGCGAAACCGCAGACCAUCAUCUUCUGGUCUGAGCCCAGCCGCACCCCGGCCAAGCGGGCCCUGCUGGCUCGGCUCAACUUCGAGGAGGCGCGAGUCCCAAUCAGCAAGUUAGGCCAACAAUCGGCGAUGCAGGCCUCCCUUAAAGCAACGGUCAACUCUGCCAUUGCCCGUGCCCACACCCGCACACUCGCCCAGCAGCUGCUCGAGUCCGACCACAAGCAGGAGGCCGACGAGAUCUUCGCGAUGAUCUCGAAGACCGCGAUCAUGUCGCCUACGCCCACCCGCGAGCACUUCUCGCUCGACCUGCCCACGUCGAUCAUGCCCACUUCGUUGAACGCCUUCCCUUCGCCCCUCUCCUCACCCGAGGUCUUCUCGCCCGACAGCUCCAGGCCGAGCUCGCGCUCCUCGGGCACCUUUUCGACCUUCUCCGACGAUGAAGAGAGUGUUACCUCCGCGUCGUCUGUCUCCUCUUACGACUUCUUCGCCUCCGCCAAGCCUGCACCCGCGCCUGCCGCACCCAUCAGCAAGCCUACCCUUGCCGCGUUCAACGGGCACGCCCCCGCCUUCGUUCCACGCCAGCCCCAGCAGCCCUCGCGUGUCAUCGUCGACAGCGAGAAGAAGGAUGUCACCAAAUACCUCUACCAGGGUGGCGUCAGCACCGUCCUCACUGGCGGUGUCAUGCUCGGUGCGGCCAAGCCUGCCGCCCCGAAAGCCGACAACGUGGUGCCCAAGUACCGCGCCCCCAUUGGCGGCAGGAAGCAGCCUUUCGCUGCGGCCAAAAACACCGCGAGCACCGCAGCUUCAUGGAGGCGCGCUGUUGCUCCCUGCGUCUAA